CAGGAGCAGAAAAAAUCGUUACGCUGCUUUAAGAGCGUAACUAGAUUUUCAGCAAUUUUUGCACUCGCAAAAGUCCCUUCUCUCAAACAGAGGCUGAGCCUGCCAAGAGAUCCGUGCCUCUGUUUAUUAAGUUGGCUUGCACACAAGUUUUCAGCUACACUAGAUACAGAGGGGAAAAUAUCCAUUAACAAAUAAUGAAUAAUCAAGAUUUCCAAAGCUCCCUCUUUACCACUUCAGCGUUAAGAAGGCCAGUAUUAUCCUAAUGGACGGGCUGUAAUUGCUGCUUUGGGAUAUUUACACUGCUCAAAUGACAUUACAUAUAUGUCACUUUCCAACGCAUGUCAAAAAGUCAAUCCCAAAAAGACCAGUUAAAAGGAACCUGUUAACCUACCAAGUGGGUGGGAUUUGAAGCCUCCAAACCCACCCCGUAAUAAUUCCUUUCUUUCCUAUCAGCUAAGAGGAAAUUUGUCGAGAUCAAAUUUAAUGUAAAUUGUUCGGAAGCAGGAAACUCCGCUAGAAUAGGCACGAAAUAGACCCGGGAGGUUUACACGCGAGAAAACGAAGAUCUCUCAAAUUGGACCACGUGACCCCCGCACAGGUUCGGGAUCCCUAAUCUGAUUUUAUUUGUGUCCCUGUCAAACUCACUCAGACGCAGUGUUUGCAGUUUUUCUGGUGCGCCUUAAAAUCCGUGCCCCGCCGCUGGAGGAGUCCCUGGGCUUUCGGUGCCAAGGCAGGAAGCAGCAGAAGUAAGCAGCGAUUGUCCUUAAGUCACUGGUGCGCCAAAGUAACCUGUGAUGGGCUGGCAUGAGUCCACUGGACCGGGAAGGCUGGUUCCGCCGGCGGAGGCUCUAAUGAUGCUGGUGGCGGCGACGGUGCUGGUCUCCCUCCUUGCAGAUCAGUGACCAGAAAAAGGGGGAGAGUGGGGAGAGAGAGAGAGGGGGGGAAAAAAGAGGCGUCUACCAAAGCGGCUCAGACAGGCGAACAAAUGCAAGCCAGCCAUGGACAAUAGUAGCCACCACACGGCGACCAAAAUCUUAGCAACUUCUCCAGGCAGAGAGAGCCUGUCUGCUCGAAGCAACAUGAUCAGCACUUCUAAACCCCUGGCUUUCUCCAUCGAGCGAAUCAUGGCCAGGACUCCAGAGCCGAAGUCCAUUCCGGUGCCGCCCUUCCUCCAAGGAUCCGUGCCCAAAGGAGACCCCAAACACUCGUUGCAUCUCAACUCCUCCAUCCCCUGCAUGAUCCCCUUUGUCCCGGUGGCGUACGACCCCCUCCCCAAAGCGGGGGUGGCCGGAUCGGAAGCCAGGAAAGCUCACUUGGACUCCUCUGCCUCCCCCUUCAGCUGCGGCGAUCUACUGAACUGUGCCCUGAGCCUAAAAGGCGAUUUCUCCCGCGACGCCCUGCCCCUGCAGCAGUACAAACUGGUGAGACCGCGAGUGGUCAACCACUCCUCUUUCCACGCCAUGGGAGCGCUGUGUUACUUCAACCGCGGCGACGGCCCUUGUCACCCGUCGUCCAGCGUCAACAUCCACCCGGUGGCUUCUUAUUUCCUCAGCUCGCCUUUGCACCCGCAGCCCAAGGCGUACCUGGCGGAGAGAAACAAACUGGUGCUCCCGUCCGUGGAAAAGUACCCUUCCGGAGUGGCCUUUAAAGACUUAUCGCAGGCUCAGCUCCAGCACUACAUGAAAGAAAGUGCCCAGAUCCUAUCGGAAAAAAUCGCGUUCAAGAGCUCGGAGUUCAGCCGGAGCUCUCCCAGCAGCAAGCCCAAAGUUUUCACGUGUGAAGUUUGCGGGAAGGUAUUUAAUGCACAUUAUAAUUUAACUCGCCACAUGCCAGUCCACACAGGAGCCAGACCCUUUGUUUGCAAAGUUUGUGGCAAGGGCUUCAGACAAGCAAGCACUCUCUGCCGGCACAAGAUCAUACACACCCAGGAAAAGCCUCACAAGUGUAACCAGUGCGGCAAAGCGUUUAACCGGAGUUCCACUUUAAACACACACACCCGAAUCCAUGCCGGCUACAAACCUUUUGUUUGUGAAUUUUGUGGCAAAGGAUUUCAUCAAAAAGGUAAUUACAAAAACCACAAACUGACCCACAGCGGCGAGAAGCAGUUCAAGUGCAAUAUCUGCAACAAGGCUUUCCAUCAGGUGUACAACCUGACCUUCCACAUGCACACCCACAACGACAAGAAGCCCUUCACCUGCCCCACCUGCGGCAAGGGCUUCUGCAGGAACUUUGAUCUCAAGAAGCACGUCCGCAAGCUGCACGACAGCGCCCUGGGACUGCCGCGAGCCCCUGCCGAGCCAGGGCCUGACCAGGAGCUACAGCCGCCGGGCCCGCUGCUGCAACAGCCGCACCAUCCGUGAGGGAACUGCAAGCCCGGAGCCCCGCCGGUCCUACUAGCGAGGGAAGCAACCCAGAGCCCCGCGAUGCAACCAUCCGCCUGCUUCUUUGCAUGCACCUGUUAAGCGGUUUUGUGUAUUACGCUCUACUUGGCCACUAACAUUGAUGGACUGGUCGUUUCCUUCUUUUUGUUGUUGUUGGGUUGUUUUGUUUUGUUUUCUUUCUUUCAAGACUCGCUUUUUUUAACAUCUCAGGGUUAGAGAUGGUUUAAAAAAAAAAAAGCCAAGCCAAUUUCUGCUGUAUUUAUUGGGAUCUGUAUUAUCCGAGCCGGGAAUGCUGCACCAAUUAAUUAUUUCGAUGUGUGUGUGUGUAUAUAUGUAUGUAUUGGUUCUGCCCUGUCUUCGAUGCCCGCUGGUUGUCCCUUCUUGAUAGCUCCCCUCCUUCACCCCCUCCCCUGAAUAUCGUAUCGUUAUGGCCAGAGCUGGUUCACUAUGUACGGAUUUGAAUUUCAGUUUGAUUCUUGCACGUGGAAAAUGAAUUCGUUGACCUGGUGGAAAUAAAUACUUGGAGCGUGAUGAUUGAAUCAUCAAGGGCGCAUUAGCUAUUUACAUUAUUCAGCUACCAGACCAAUGAUCCUAUUAAAGAGCUGUG
Molecule: messenger RNA, 2988 nt
Organism: Caretta caretta (loggerhead turtle)
Lineage: Eukaryota; Metazoa; Chordata; Testudines; Cheloniidae
Gene: FEZF1
Product: FEZ family zinc finger 1
Biological process (GO): regulation of transcription by RNA polymerase II
Cellular component (GO): nucleus
Molecular function (GO): DNA-binding transcription factor activity, RNA polymerase II-specific
Source: RefSeq, a predicted model, not a curated record